CGCGGUACUUGUGUGUCUGAUGGACUUGCUCACGGGCUUUACGGGAGGUUUCGUUAUCUUCUCUGUUCUCGGUCACGUGGCUUAUAGGUCGGGGCUGAAAAUAUCGGACUUCCAACAAUCAGGGUUCAGUCUAGGGUUCAUCGCCUAUCCCGAGGCUGCCAAUUAUCUGCCUCCCCCUCAACUGUGGUCCGCACUGUUCUUCUUCAUGUCUGUCUUCCUCGGAAUUGAUUCGCAGUUUCCCAACUACGAGAUUGUAGUUACAGCAUUGAAUGACGAGUUCCCAAGGCUAUUUCAGGGCAAGACCACCGUUAUGACACUUGGCGUGAUCACGUGCGCGUUCCUCCUCGCUAUCCCCAUGGUUACAGAGGGUGGAUUUUACCUACUGACACUAGUAGACUGGUACGCGGCCACUUUCUCCGUGACGAUAUUCGCUCUCAUCGAGGUGCUUGUCAUGUCGCUUAUAUACGGUGUUCGCAACAUUGAUAAAAACGUGUUUGAGAUGACCGGGCAACGCGUACCGAUUAUUUUCAAGUUCUGCUGGUACUGCCUGACACCCCUCCUUCUUCUGGUGACCCUGGGAUUUACAGUGUACACAUACACCCCUCCGGCUUACAAAGGUUAUGUCUACAAGCCCUGGGCGGUCGGAUUGGGCUGGGUUAUAGCGGCCACCUCGCUGGUUCCAAUACCAGUGUACGCAAUAUACGCGUUGUUCACGACACCCGGGACACUACUGGAGAGGCUACAAGUAAACCUACGACCAAACGAAUUGUGGGGACCACCAGCUGACGUGCGCGAGGCGGAAUCCAUGCAUACGCAGGAUCGACUUUUGGCGAAUUAAAAAUCAACAAUUACAACUCCUGCGUUCAAUACUCGUUUGUAAAUACUAUUGACCAGUAUCUAAUACCUUAUAUUAGGCUACGGUGAAAUGUUCUGGGAAGAGCCAAUCUACAUCAAGCGGUUCACACUUACAAUGUUUUAUAUUUGCUGUUGCUCAUAAAAAAUGAAUAAUUUAAUUGGAAGGUAUGUAACUUUUUUGUCACCUCUGAUAACUUCAGGACGGUCAUCUCUUGUUGAUAGAUUGUAAGCAGUCGUGAUUUUAUUUUUACAUUCCUUGCUGUAAAUCAUAUAUUCAGCGCCGGGUAUUACAGUUAUAUCUCGAUAUAUGCUAGAUAGUGCCAGUGUAGUGAUAGUAGUGUAGUCUAUGUUGACGUUAUUCUUACUAUAUUCAAGGCUUAACAGGCUCGUUGAAUUUGUGCAAGAGCAUCGCACAAUUUACGGAGUCUCAAAACAUCUCUGCGCGCCAGAGAUACGAACCUUCGUUUCUAUUUUGCAAAGUUAUAUAACAACUUGUUUACUAGUGCUUGUACACAACCGAAAAUAAAAAAAAGAUGUUGGUGAACAGUCCAUAGAUCUGUAAAGAAAUCAAACGAGAGAGUAGUAGGACAAAUGACAGUUCAAUAUCCUUAUUCAACUAAGAUAAGUCAUAAGAGCCGCGUAAAUUCGGGUCCGAUGUCCGUGCCUAACGGAACGCAUUGACAAUUGACCAAACUCUUAAUUUUUCACAUGAAAACCUUUAACGCAACAUCCUUCAACGACAUUGGUUGUAAGCAUGAUGCCCAAAUCACAGACAAGUUUUAGAAGGGAUC
Molecule: messenger RNA, 1646 nt
Organism: Dreissena polymorpha
Lineage: Eukaryota; Metazoa; Mollusca; Bivalvia; Myida; Dreissenidae
Product: sodium- and chloride-dependent glycine transporter 1-like
Exons: 7
Coding region: 20-838 (272 amino acids)
Biological process (GO): sodium ion transmembrane transport
Cellular component (GO): membrane
Source: RefSeq, a predicted model, not a curated record